Molecule: messenger RNA, 2089 nt
Organism: Lycium barbarum (goji berry)
Lineage: Eukaryota; Viridiplantae; Streptophyta; Magnoliopsida; Solanales; Solanaceae
Product: receptor homology region, transmembrane domain- and RING domain-containing protein 2-like
Exons: 4
Coding region: 446-1777 (443 amino acids)
Source: RefSeq, a predicted model, not a curated record
UUUUUCUUUCUUUCUUCAUCCAUUUUUUUUUUUCUAAGGCUCCUUGUCAAUUUCCCUUUUGUUAGUUUCUUUCUAGUUUUGGGUCUUUCUUUUUUAAGCUUAAAACAUGCAAAAAGAUAAUCUUUACAGAUUUAUUUAGAUAACACAAAACAGAUACAUAUACCGAAAAUGUUGAUUUUCUAUCCUUAUAGAUUUACAAUUCCUUCCAACAAUUUCUCAUCUUUAGCUACACCAACAAGGAAAAUUCUAAAAGAUUUUAAAUCCAUAAAGCCUGGUAAUCACAAGUCAAUUUCUAUGGAAGCUGAUGUUAUUAUUCUCUGAACAUUCUGAGUUUUUUUUUUUUUUUUUUUGGAUUUUCUUGAAAAUUGACAAAAGGGGUUGUAGGGUUUUGAGUGUUUUAUAGUUUUUUUGUUUUUUUUUUGUUUUUUGAGAUUUGGGAAUUGGGAUGUUGAAUUUGUGGGUGUUUUUGUUGAUGAGUUGUGCGUAUUUGGUGGGUUAUGGAGCUAUUGGAAGUGUUAUUUUGAUAGGAAAGAACCAUACUUUGUCUUUUCAAGAUAUUGAAGCUAAUUUUGCUCCCUCAGCGAAAAGUUCAGGUAAAUGUGGGACGUUGUAUGUGGCAGAGCCUUUGGAUGCCUGCAAAACCUUGACUAACAAGAUUGAACCAACUAAUAACUUUACAAAAGAACCAUUUGUGCUGAUAAUGAGGGGUGGAUGUAGCUUCGAGGAUAAAGUUAGAAAAGCACAAGCUGCAGGUUUUAAAGCAGCCAUUAUCUAUGACAAUGCAUAUGGUGACAUAAUUGCAAUGGCAGGAACCUCUACUGGUGUGAAGAUACUUGCAGUGUUCGUUUCAAAAGCUUCUGGAGAAACACUCAAAAAGUAUGCUGGUGACACUGAUAUGGAAGUAUGGAUAAUUCCAAGCUUGGAAAACUCAGCUUGGUCAAUCAUGGCUACGUCGUUCAUUUCAUUACUUGCUAUGUCGGCCGUGCUCGCAAUGUGUUUCUUUGUUCGCCGACAUCAUAUACGAAGAGAAUGGCCCCAAGCUUCUCGUGUUCGUGAAUUUCAUGGGAUUAGUAGCCGCUUGGUGAAAGCUAUGCCAAGUUUGAUAUUUACAUCAGUUGUGGAGGAUAAUUCUACAUCAAUAACAUGUGCUAUAUGCCUUGAAGAUUAUAGUGUGGGAGAUAAGAUUAGAAUUCUUCCAUGCCGGCACAAAUUUCAUGCUAUGUGUGUUGAUGCUUGGCUGACAUCAUGGAGAACCUUUUGCCCUGUCUGCAAACGGGAUGCAAGGACCAGCACUGGUGAACCACCAGCAUCAGAAUCUACACCGUUGCUUUCUUCUAGUCUUCGAUCUGUAUCUUCAGUGUCAUCUCUAAGGUCAUCAUUAGCAUCAUCAUCAGUGAUACAUAUAGGCACCGGAGCAUCUCGAUCGCCUUCAGUUUCUCGUCCUCAAUCUCUCUCGAGCUCUCAUAACCAGCAUUCCCUUUGGUCCUACCACCAGUCACCUCAUCUUUCUAUAAGCCGAAGUUCACUCGACCUUCAAAAUGCAUCUUCCCAAAGAUCUCGUGCGGCUUACUUAAUUUCAUCUAACUCACUGGGUUAUCGUUCUCUGUCACCUCUUAAUUCAAGAUACGGGUCUGCAUACAUGACUAGUCCUGGCAAUCCCUCGUCGGGCUAUAUUGGAUCAACAAGUCGAUAUCCUAACUCACUGCAUCACAGUGAAUCAAUUACAAGCUUUUCACCAUUUGCUUCAGCUAACUCUCUUCCUGGAGGUGAGUCAUGAUAUAGUUGAUCAUGGAAAACAUUAGUCGAAUUUGUGAAGUUCCUUUACUGAGUGUACAUGCUCAAAGAUGGGUGCCCUUGGCUGUACACAUUGCUCCUUCUUCUUCUUCUUCUUCUUCUUUUUUUUUUUUUUUUUUUGUGUUUUGUUAAAUAAAUCUUCCAAUCGAUUCCAUAGUGAUAGUGAUGCUUUUAGCCAUAUCCACCUGAUACAUGGUUGAGGCCUUUAGUUGGAUGUAAAUAUAAAUGUCCUUGAGAUGACUGAAACUGGUCUUUUACCUGUUUUUAGUUUUUGAAAAUAAAGAAUAUUCACUGA